CGGCCGGAGAGCUGCCGGGUCGGGCCAGCGAAGCCAGCCCAAGCCCUCGCUUCUCUCCCGCGGGAAGCGCUCUGCUGCUAAAGGAAAGCCUCCGCCAGCACGGCGCCGAGGACUCAAGCAAGCCCGCCCGGACAGAAAUGCAACGAACAAAAAAAAAAGUACAACAAUCCAAACCCAACCGUGUCGCAGAGCGCCGGUUCUUCCAGAGGGGGCUCCGCCGCCGCCGGCCCCGCCCCUGCCUGUGACCCCGCCCCCCCGGUUCCCGCGUCCUCGCUCGCCCACCGCCCCGCUGGCUGGGAGGGCAGCCGGGCCGCGGGCCCUCCGUUUCUCUGGGUGCGCCGCUGGCGGUGGCUGCGCGCGGCGGGGGACCCCGAGAGGACCCCGCUUCCCUCCCUCGGGUAAAGGCGAGGCACGGCGGGGAGGCCGACCGAGGCGCCAGGAAACUGCGAAGGCGCGGGCCCCGGCUGGGACCGCGAGUCCAUUUUGCCGCUGUGCCCGGUGGGUAACACGCGGUCGCCAAGACCGGAGCCCCGGGUGGUUGCCUCCUGUCAGCCACAAGGUGGAAAACCCGAUUGCUUUGCCCUGAGAAAUAGUAACCCUGACGAAUACACCUGCUUGUGGGGGCCAGAGUUUUCUUCAGAGUUUCUCUGCCUUGGGUGCCCUUUUUCUCCUCCUUAUCCGACUACUGGUAUCCUUUGUGCUGUGCCUGGAUAGGAUGCUGGAAAUACCAGCCGUACAAGGAUGAGCACACCGGGUGCUUUAUUGGAUGCUGCCCUACUCCUUUCUUCUUUCUCCUGCCUGCUCCAGAUAUGGCCUUAGCACAGAGCUCUCAGGUACAAGGUGACGGAGCAGUGGGGGCGCUGAAGUGUGGACCGGGGAUGAGGACGGGAGAAUCAUCAAACAUUUCCUUCUCUGGUGCAAAGAAUAAGAAUGUUCUGUAGCUGCUCGUAACUUCUCUCAGCAUUCUAACCCCAGUUACAGUUGACGCAAUGGAGCUACUUGAAGAAGACCUCACGUGCCCAGUCUGUUGCAGUCUGUUUGAUGACCCUCGAGUUUUGCCUUGCUCACACAACUUUUGCAAAAAAUGCUUAGAAGGGAUCUUAGAGGGGAAUGUGCGGAAUUCACUGUGGAGAUCAUCUCCAUUCAAGUGCCCCACAUGCCGAAAGGAAACUUCAGCUACUGGAGUCAAUAGCCUGCAGGUUAAUUAUUCCCUGAAGGGUAUUGUGGAAAAGUAUAACAAGAUCAAGAUCUCUCCCAAAAUGCCAGUGUGCAAGAGACACUUGGGGCAGCCUCUCAACAUUUUCUGCCAGAGCGAUAUGCAGCUGAUUUGUGGCAUUUGUGCUACCCGUGGUGACCACACCAGGCAUGUUUUCUGCUCUAUCGAAGAUGCCUAUGCUCAGGAAAGGGGUGCCUUUGAGUCUCUCUUCCAGAGCUUUGAGACCUGGCGUCGGGGAGAUGCACUCUCUCGCCUGGAUACCUUGGAAACUAGCAAAAGGAAAUCUCUACAGUUGCUGACUAAAGAUUCAGAUAAAGUGAAGGAGUUUUUUGAGAAGUUACAACACAGUUUAGAUCAAAAAAAGAAUGAAAUCCUGUCUGACUUUGAGACCAUGAAGCUUGCAGUCAUGCAAGCCUACGACCCAGAGAUCAACAAACUCAACACCAUCUUGCAGGAACAGCGAAUGGCCUUUAACAUUGCUGAGGCUUUCAAAGACGUCUCGGAACCCAUCGUAUUUCUGCAACAGAUGCAAGAAUUCAGGGAGAAACUAAAAGUAAUCAAGGAAACUCCUUUGCCUCCCUCCAGUUUGCCCACAAGCCCUUUAAUGAAGAACUUUGAUACCAGUCAGUGGGAAGACAUAAAACUAGUCGAUGUGGAUAAACUUUCUUUGCCUCAAGACACUGGCACAUUCAUUAGCAAGAUUCCCAGGAGCUUUUAUGUGUUAUCUGUGCUAGUUGCUGUGCUCGGCCUUCUCAUUUUCUUUGGUCCCACCAUAGUCCCAGAAUGGUCUUUAUUUGAUGACUUUGUAACUUUGAAAGACCAGCUCUCAAACUUCAGUUCCUAUCUGGCUAAACCAGCUGAUUUUGUAGAACAGUCAGUUCUCUACUGGGAACAGGUGACAGAAGGGUUUUUCAUUUUCAGUGAAAGAUUCAAGAAUUUUACUUUGGUGGUGCUGAACAGUAUGGCAGAAUUUCUGUGCAGAUAUGAACUAUUAUAAAAUCUGUUUCAAGUACACAGCUCUCUGUCUUUUUCUUAGCAAUAGAGAGUAGAGUAGUAGUAUAGAUUUUGUCAGGAUUCCAGUUAGAUGUUUUCCUUCAGAAGUAUUCCUUUCAAAAAUAAUGUCCUACAUGUUUUGUUCAAAUUAGGGAGCAUAAAAGGAAAAAUGAAAUUUAAUAGUACAGUCCUGACCCCUUUCCUUUUUAGAGUUAUUUUGAAAUAAGCAAGUAUCCAAUAUUGGUUGUGUUUAUGCUAUGAAAAAGGGGUGGCGAGAGCACAUGAUGUAACCCUGUGUUGAUGAGGUUGUGUAACUCGUUUAAGCAUAUAAUAAAGAUGACCCUUGUAAAGCAA
Manis javanica (Malayan pangolin) is the source of this 2563-nucleotide messenger RNA. It is a transcript of the gene TRIM13, whose product is annotated as tripartite motif containing 13. The record is from RefSeq and is a predicted model, not a curated record. Gene Ontology annotation, molecular function: zinc ion binding. NCBI's taxonomy places the organism in Eukaryota, Metazoa, Chordata, Mammalia, Pholidota, Manidae.